Molecule: messenger RNA, 579 nt
Organism: Vigna angularis (adzuki bean)
Lineage: Eukaryota; Viridiplantae; Streptophyta; Magnoliopsida; Fabales; Fabaceae
Product: AT-rich interactive domain-containing protein 2
Exons: 1
Coding region: 1-579 (192 amino acids)
Source: RefSeq, a predicted model, not a curated record
AUGGUGCUAAAUCAAACACAUAACAAGUCAUUAUCAGAUGACAAUGAAAUUCCAAGACCAGUUAUUCCUAUUGGACCUCGUUUUCAAGCUGAAGUUCCUAAAUGGGAAGGAACAACAAAUGUAAAUAAUGAUGAUGAUUCAAAGUGGUCAGGUGUUCAAGUUUGGCCAAUGCCUAAUAUUAGUGAAAACUCCAUAGAAGGUACUGGGAAAGGUAGGCUUGGAGGAUCAAUUGAAUGUGUUAAACUACACAUUAGGGAAGCAAGAGAACUUUUGAAAUUGGAGAUUGGUGCAACAUUUUCAAGUUGGAAGUUUGAUGAGAUGGGAGAAGAAUUUUCACAGUCAUGGACAUUAGAAGAGGAUAAGAAAUUUGAAUCUAUGAUGAAAUUAAAUACAUCUUCAAAGACUAGAAAUUUUUGGAAGCUUGCCCUGAAACAUUUUCCAUCUAAAUCAUUGAAAUGCAUGGUAAAUUUCUAUCAUAAUGUAUACAUCCCAAGAUGUUUAAGCAUGAAGACUAGAUCUUUGCUUGAAGUUGACAGAGACAAUGAUCAUGAUGAUAACUUCAGUAAAAAUAUUCAUUGA